Molecule: messenger RNA, 615 nt
Organism: Saprolegnia parasitica CBS 223.65
Lineage: Eukaryota; Oomycota; Saprolegniomycetes; Saprolegniales; Saprolegniaceae
Exons: 1
Coding region: 1-615 (204 amino acids)
Source: RefSeq, a predicted model, not a curated record
AUGAGCUGCAGCAAGCGCGUGUCGACGGUCUCGGGUGUGGUCUGCAACUUGCACCACGUCCUUCGGACCAUCGUCCAGUACACGGCAGCGUCGCGCGACGUGCUCGCUUUUCUGGCCGUGAUCCCUGCAUCGGCGCGUAGUACAUCGCUGACAGCACUCCACGAGCUCCUCCAGGAUGCCCUCUGGGUCAUGCAAGAUCCCAUCGAGUCCAAGCAGGAGGCCAUGGACAAGCUGUGGCCUCUUGUCUGGCUCGAUGCCAUCGCGCCAACAGCGGUCGUUCUUGUAUGUGACACGAUACCGGUCUUUCUCGCGGCCGUCGCCGGCAACGGCCCGAUCGCGCGGCCAUUCGAGCUCGACGCCUCUGAGUGGCUGCAACUCUGGAGCAGCAAGAUCACCGAGUAUGUCCUCCAUGGCCAACUCGCCAUCCGCCCGCGCCUCGCCAAGCUUCAGAGCACCGACGUACGUCAUGCUGUCGACGUGGCCGCGGUCGUGGAGGUCGUGACGACCACACAUCAAAUCCGCUCGCUCACGGUCGACUGCUCUGCCGGUGGCGUCACGCUGCGAGAACCUUCGUGGCCGCAUUUACCGCGUCGUACUCAAGAGCCCAGGGCAUAG